Messenger RNA from Bacidia gigantensis, 468 nucleotides. RefSeq lists its product as uncharacterized. Bases 1 to 468 code for a protein of 155 amino acids. Gene Ontology annotation, cellular component: inositol phosphoceramide synthase complex. The record is from RefSeq and is a predicted model, not a curated record. The transcript is spliced from 2 exons. Gene Ontology annotation, biological process: inositol phosphoceramide metabolic process; sphingolipid biosynthetic process. Gene Ontology annotation, molecular function: inositol phosphoceramide synthase activity. Lineage: Eukaryota; Fungi; Ascomycota; Lecanoromycetes; Lecanorales; Ramalinaceae.
AUGGUCUUUGGGGCGUUUCCCUCCCUACACGCUGGCAGUGCUGUUAUGGAAGCGCUUUUUAUGAGCCACGUUUUCCCCAAACUAAAACCAGCCUUUGUGGUCUACACCCUGUGGCUGUGGUGGGCGACAAUGUAUCUGUCUCACCAUUAUGCCGUGGAUUUAGUGGGCGGCAGCUUGCUCUCUGGAGUGAUCUUUUUCGUGGUCAAGUCAAAGUUCCUCCCUCGACAACAAUCUGACAAAUUUUUCCGGUGGGACUAUGAUUUCAUCGAAGUCGGCGAGGAUGUGACCACCGAGAAAGGCUAUGCAUUGGCUGGUACAGAAGAUGGUCCGGUCGACACAGACGAAUGGAGUGUGGGCUCCUCAAGCUCCGUUUCACACUCACCAGGUUCCCGAAGCCCCAUCGAUGAAGGAAACCUCUGGGAAGGCGAGACCCUCGCAUCACAUUCAGACACCGAAGCGCAGACAUGA